Molecule: messenger RNA, 513 nt
Organism: Drosophila ficusphila
Lineage: Eukaryota; Metazoa; Arthropoda; Insecta; Diptera; Drosophilidae
Exons: 2
Coding region: 1-513 (170 amino acids)
Source: RefSeq, a predicted model, not a curated record
AUGGAGGCGGGAGCGGUGGCAGUGGCGGUGGCGGUGGCGGUGGUUACAGUUUUGAUAAAGGAGGGUCAGUGUGCGAGCUUUAACAAGAGCUAUCUUUCAAAUAUUUCGCUAGUGGUUAAAAACUCGAGAAUAAACUUGGAGCUUAACUUGUUGAGAGAUCUGGUGGCGGGUGUUAUGAUGGACAUGGAUAUCUUCAUAAGCUUGCACAACACUGACAAGUACCAAAAAGUGUUUAAGUACUCGCUGGAUAUGUGCAAUAUGCUGGCACAAAGGAGGAACAACCUCUUCAAGAAGUGGUUUUCAACCUUCUUUAAUGCCGGAAAUUUUAAGAAGUAUUGCCCGGUGGAGCCGAAUUUCUAUUUCCUGAGAAACUAUAACUACAACACUCUCUUCAUGCCAAGGUUUUUAUACGCAAGCAAGUACAGGGUGAAGUUCGAAAUGCACCAGAUAAGGGAUAUCGACAGAAUCAGAGAUUUCGUCGUUACCUGUUCCUUUGACAUUGAAAUAAAGUAA